AUGAAAGGCAAGGAGAUAGCGGGUUCUUCGGCGUGUCCAAGAGAUCCCAAAAAUGUGGCAGCAAUCACCACACCCAGCGAGGGGUCUCAAGUGAUCGAGAAUCUUGAUCCAAGGAGGAUUGACUUCGACGAAAACCCGGGGAAGUCGGAGAUCACACCAGAUAAUGUGCAACCUACCCUGUCUGCUACAACGAUUAGCAAGCAGGAAGAGGGGUCAACGGCUAUGGUCGUUGACACUAUCUGA
This is a messenger RNA of Linum trigynum, 243 nucleotides long. The record is from the annotation of a GenBank genome assembly. NCBI's taxonomy places the organism in Eukaryota, Viridiplantae, Streptophyta, Magnoliopsida, Malpighiales, Linaceae.